AUGCUGGUUAUAGACAUGUCAGACUUGAGUUGGACUCCGCUUGUGCGGUACAGCUGCUACGGAGUCCGGACUCAUCGGAGCAUCACCAUGCAGCCAUCAUUGAUAGAGCUAUUGAGCUGCUUCAGAGACAGUGGGAGGUUGAAAUUGCCCACAUUUACAGAGAAGGCAAUAAGAGUGCCGACUAUCUUGCUAGUAGAGGCCACCAUGUACCUUUGGGUGUUCAUUUGUUUCCGGUCACAGACCCUAUCCUGUAUAACUGGAUCUUGUAUGAUGUUCAGGGGAUCUCCGAACCCUGGGUGA
Molecule: messenger RNA, 300 nt
Organism: Linum tenue
Lineage: Eukaryota; Viridiplantae; Streptophyta; Magnoliopsida; Malpighiales; Linaceae
Source: the annotation of a GenBank genome assembly